Messenger RNA from Mesocestoides corti, 3297 nucleotides. NCBI's taxonomy places the organism in Eukaryota, Metazoa, Platyhelminthes, Cestoda, Cyclophyllidea, Mesocestoididae. The record is from the annotation of a GenBank genome assembly.
AUGCCUGACCGAUCUGGGGCAAUGCCGGAGGCAAAACGGUUUUCUAUGAGAAUUUUAACUGGAAACAAUGCAGAACAGGAUGUCCUCCCCGACAAUUUGGUCGAGAAGUCCCACGUAAUGCUCCGUGAAGCAGCAUUUGCAGUGUUUCAUGAUAAGCAAAUUAGUUAUACCCUGGAAGAGCUUUUUAGGUGCGUUGAAGACAUCUGCGCCCAGAAAAUGGUGCCCACUUUGUAUGAAACGCUUGAGUCUCUGUUUACUGUCUACGUUAACGAAUUGCUGCCAAAUUUCUUAAAAUAUCCUUUUUCACAUUAUGACAACCUAACGCAAUGGCACUUAACUAAUACGAAGUUGGACCUGAAAUGUGUUUCGGACACCUGGGAAAUGUACUGUCAGAAAAUGGUUAGUCAAGCUCUUAUAUCGGUUACCUUUUUUGUCAUUGGUACUAAAAUGCUGAUGAUACGCAGUAUUUUUAUUUUCAUGGAUCGAAAGUUACCAAUUGUUAACCCAAAGUAUCUCUCAUUGUGGGACUUGGCACUAAAUCUAUUCCGCGAAAAUAUUGUGAUGCACGAUGCCGUCCAAACCAGAGUCCUUAAACACGUCCUCGAUCUGAUUCGUCAAGAGCGCUGCGGAACUAACGUUGACAGAAUUCUACUUAGAUCUGUUAUUCGAAUGUAUUCUGUCUUGCACCUUUAUCAGGUGCACUUCCAGGGACCUUUCCUUCGUCAAAGCCAACAGUUCUACGCCGAAGAGGGCGAAACCUUGUCAAAACAAAUGUCGGUUUGUGAUUACCUCCAUCAUGUCGACAAACGCAUCGUCGAAGAAGAGGAUAGAUUAAAGGCCUACCUUAAUGUCAACGUUACUCGUUCGGCUCUCAUGUCAACUCUUGAUACUGAACUUAUUUCGAAACGUCUGCCUUAUCUUACCUCAGCUAGUCCAAAUUUAAUUGAGGACCAAAAGCUCCAGGAACUUCACCUUCUUUAUAAACUUUUAUCAAGAAUACAAGGUGGUGUAGAUGAACUGAGGGUGGAGUUCAAGCGUCAUAUUAAACAAGUUGGAGCUGAGAUAGUUGAGAAUCCACAAAAACUGCCUGAGAAGGACAAAAUGAUGAUCCAACGCUUGCUUAGCUGGAGGGAUGUCCUAUUAGAAAUAAUUACGAAGGGGUUCCGUGCUGAUGCGUCUUUUCAGCGGGCGUUGCAGGAGGCGUUUGAGGAGUUUAUUAAUCACCGACCGAACAAGCCGGCCGAGUUCCUUGCCAAGUACCUUGACGUUCAAAUGAGGACUGGCAAUAAAACGCAAACCGAUGAGGAGUUAGAUCGAGUCAUGGAUAAGGCAAUGGUCCUCUUCCGUUUUAUUGAUGGCAAAGACGUGUUUGAGGCAUUCUACACAAAAGAAUUAGCAAAACGUUUACUUCUAGGAAAGAGUGCUAGUGUGGAUGCAGAGAAGGCAAUGCUGUCAAAACUGAAGCAAGAAUGUGGUGUAAACUACACCCGAAAGAUGGAGACUAUGUUUCAAGAUAUAGAACUUAGUCGCGAGUUAAGUAAGAAUUUCCGCGCCUCCCAACAUGUGCCCUAUUCGAUCGAUUUCACUGUUAAUGUCAUAUGUCCCUCCUCGUGGCCCCACUAUCCCCAGCUUAUUGCAAAUUACCCACCUGAGAUGGUAGCUUUACGGGAGGACUUCACUAAGUUUUACCUCAGUCAUCAUCAGGGACGGAAACUCUCGUAUGAUUCUUCUUUGGGCACCUGCGUUGUUCGGGCCCUCUUCCCUUCGCCGAAGGAGCUGCAGGUGUCCGAGUUCCAGGCACUGGUUCUGCUCCAGUUCAACGGUCCCGAGGACGCGUGCCUCUCCUACUCCGCCAUCGCCGAGGCCACGGCCAUCGAGAAGACCCACCUCGACCGCACUCUGCUCUCCCUCGCCGCUGGCAAAAAUCAGCGGGUCCUCAUCAUGAAGCCACUGACGGUAGACAUAACGCCCGACCACCAGUUCAGCUUCAACACCAAAUUCUCCCACAGCUUGAUGCGCAUUAAAUUCAACCAGGUGCAGCUCAGGGAAACGAAAGAGGAGCAGGAGGAGACGGAGGAGCGCGUCCUCUCCGACCGCGUUGCCAACGUCGACUGCUGCAUCGUGCGUCUCAUGAAGGCGCGCAAGACGAUCGAACACAACGCCCUCAUCGCCGAGGUCUUCAAGCAGCUGCACUUCCCCCUCAAGCAAUCAGACGUGAAGAAGCGAAUCGAGCAUCUGAUUGAGCGUGACUACAUGAAAAGGGACAGUAGCAGCAGCUCGACUGCGCCUCCAGCCGAGUGCAUUUGCACGCACACCCACUCCUCCCUCCCUCCCACCCUCCUGUACAGCCAUCUUGCGGGUUCGCUCGUCUUCCAUCGUCUUCGCCCCACCAAAUUAAGCGCUGAUCCCUCCUCCUCCCACUCCACCUUGACCCCCAACUUCCCUCUCACCGUGCCCCUUCCCCAGCUCUCCCCACAACUCCAGUGUUGGUUCAGUCUGUUAUCGCUGAAGAUGCCAUCUUUAAAGUACGUACGCGAGAUGUUGGCAUCAAAUUAUCCGACGCAUGUGGCUAGUUCAUGGGCUAACUUGUCAUCAAGCGGUCCGUGUGUGCGACUUGUUUCUGAAACCAGCGGUCUACGUGCCUGGAAAGUUUAUUUAGAUUCCAAGGUUCACAGAGAUGCCUUGCGGAAGAUCAGUACUCUUGGCCGGCAAACAAAGCGGAGGAAUCCAAAGGAAAAGCACAUCAAGAUUAAACUGGAGCGUAGCGUAUACCGAAGCUGUGAUGGCGGCGGAGCUUGCAUAACCAGCACAGAUGUCAACAACGCGGAACGACUUUCGUGGGGUGGAAUCUGUGGCGGGUUUCAGGGCGACGAUUCGAGGGCCCACCCUGCUGUGAUAGAACCAACUGUUGCCAAGACGACUGUGUGUCUGAGUGCCCCAGCUGUAGAUGACGCCGUCGGCGUCCAGAGCCAGACAAUGCUGACCACAGGGGUGCACGGAGACCUUGACGAUGCGCGUCUUGUCGAAAUUCUUCACGGGCACCAGGUGGUAGGCGCAACCGUUCAGUGGAACGCCGAGUCUAUCGCCGCAAGCGUAGCCUGCAGGAACCGCACAAUAGCGCGUACCGUCUAUAGCCGUGAUCUACUAUGUGCUUACAACAGGGGUAGCCUCGUGUCUAUGCCCCCUAUUGGACCAGUUCUCGUCAAAGAGGUUAACAUUUUAAUCGAAGAACGGCCGGGACAGAUGUCGGAGACAAAGGUUCACGAAAUUGUCCAAUUUAACCGAACACACGAGUAA